CAUGGAGCCGCGCGAGGUGAAGGACCGCAUCCUGGAGAACAUCUCCCUCUCCGUGAAGAAGCUGCAGAGCUACUUUGCUGCUUGUGAAGAUGAGACCCCGGCCAUCAGGAACCACGACAAGGUCCUGCAGCGGCUCUGUGAACAUCUGGACCAUGCUCUGCUCUAUGGGCUGCAAGAUCUUUCCUCAGGCUACUGGGUGCUGGUUGUUCACUUCACCCGCCGGGAAGCCAUCAAACAGAUAGAAGUGCUUCAGCACGUGGCCACCAACCUGGGGCGCAGCCGGGCUUGGCUGUACCUAGCCCUUAAUGAAAACUCCUUGGAGAGCUACUUGAGGCUGUUUCAGGAGAAUCUAAACCUGCUACACAAGUACUAUGUCAAGAAUGCCCUGGUUUGCAGUCAUGAUCAUCUGACCCUGUUCUUAACGCUGGUGUCUGGACUGGAGUUCAUCCGCUUUGACUUGGAUCUGGAUGCUCCUUACCUGGAUCUGGCACCRUACAUGCCGGAUUACUACAAACCUCAGUACCUGCUGGACUUUGAGGAGCGCCUGCCCAGCUCAGUGCACGGCUCGGACAGCCUGUCUCUCAACUCCUUCAACUCRGUCACCUCCACCAACCUGGAGUGGGAUGACAGCGCCAUUGCUCCGUCCAGCGAAGAUUAUGAUUUUGGAGAUGUCUUUCCAGCAAUGCAGUCCAUGCCCAGCAGAGACUGGGAAGAUGGAGACCUCACGGACACGCUGAGCUGCCCGCGCUCCGCCGCCUCGGAGGCCAACGGCAGCAAGGCCGCUGUGAAGAGCCCCACGCAGCGCUACAACCCCUUCAACGAGGAGAGAGGCGACGCGCCGUCCUCCGCCGAGGCCACGCCGGUGCACGCGGCUUCCCAGGACAGRGCUGAGGCCACCCCCGAGGGCACCGACCAGUCUGAGAGCUGCACCGAGCUGGAGGUCAUCAGGUUAGCCAAGAGGAAGAAAGCGGGCAAGAAGAAGAAAGCGAAGCCGGAGGAAGCAGUGAACAGUCCUGCAGCCCCAGUACCCGAGUCCAGCGCCCAGCAGGCUGGUGGCGAUAAGGAGGUGAACGGACCGAGUGACAGAGAUGACCCUCCUGGAGUCGAUGGUCCUGCUCCUGCAGGGGAACCGAGCCCAGGCGGGCCAGAAGAGAGCGCUGAGCGCUCUGCCCUGGGCCAGCUGGCCCUGCGCAUCCCCGAGAUGAAGGACACGUCCAUGGAGAGCGUGGGACAGCCACUGAGCAAGGUGAUGGACAGGCUGAACGGGCAGCUGGAUCCCGGCGGUUGGAGCGCCCCGCUCGAGCACCCCGGGCAGUCCUUUCGGAGCGGCACGCCAGGGGAGACUCCCGAUGGAUCGUCCUCUGGCGACCUUAGUGAGGGCAUUUCRGCCCCCAUGGACUUCUACCGCUUUACCGUUGAGAGUCCAAACACUUCUGCAUCAGGUGGUGGCCACCAUGACUCUCCAGGGCCUGGCCAACCGCCACAUGUUUCUGGUAGCCUUGCGGCUCCUGAACAAGAAGAAAGUGGAGAGGGAGAGGGAAAAGCAGCUGGGGCAGUAGAAGACUCUGGAAGGGCAGCUGAUGAACCCCAAGUUGGCCAGACAGAAACCACCAACCCAGAGGUUGUCUGUGAGCUGAAGAAGGAGCAGCCCAGCCCUUCCGCAAGUAGCGCUGAGGACUCUGGUGUGGAGGAAGGUCAGGGAAGUCCUUCAGAGCUGAGUCACCCCUCUGAGUUCAGGGUAGACAACAACCAUCUCCUGCUACUGAUGAUCCAUGUCUUUCGGGAGAAUGAGGAGCAGCUGUUCAGGAUGAUCCGCAUGAGCACGGGGCACAUGGAGGGCAACCUUCAGCUCAUCUACGUCCUGCUGACGGAUUGUUAUGUGUACCUGAUCCGGAAAGGGGCAGCGGAGAAGCCGUACAUGGUGGAGGAGGCUGUUUCCUAUAACGAGCUGGACUACAUUUCGGUUGGGCUGGAUCAGCAGACGGUGACUCUGGUGUGCACCAACCGGAGGAAGCAGUUCCUGCUCGACACGGCAGACGUCGCCCUCACCGAGUUCUUCCUGGCCUCCUUGAAGUCAGCCAUGAUCAAGGGGUGCCGGGAGCCCCCUUACCCCAGUAUCCUCACGGACGCCACCAUGGAGAAACUGGCGCUCGCCAAGUUUGUGGCGCAGGAGUCCAAGUGCGAGGCCUGCGACGUGGUCGUGCGUUUCUAUGGCCUGGUGCACUGGGAGGACCCGCUGGACGAGGCGCUGGGACCCGCUCCCAACAGCUGCUCCUCUGCUGAAAACACCGUCACGAAGGACGGCGUCCUGCACUACAAGGCGGGGACCUCGUACCUGGGCAAGGAGCAGUGGAAGACCUGCUUCGUGGUGCUCAGCAACGGGAUUUUGUACCAGUACCCGGACCGCACAGACGUCACCCCUCUGCUCUCCAUCAACAUGGGCGGUGAGCAAUGCGGGGGAUGCCGGCGCUCCAACACCACCGAGCGGCCCCACUCCUUCCAGGUGAUCCUCACGGACCGGCCCUCGCUGGAGCUGAGCGCCGACAACGAGGCCGACAUGGCCGACUGGAUGCAGUACUUCUGCCAGGCUGUCUCCAAAGGGGUAAUCCCCCAAGGUGUCGCCCCCACGCCUUGUGUCCCCUGCUGCCUUGUGCUCACGGACGAGAAGGCCUUCACGUGCCACGAGGACUGCCAGACCAGCUUCUUCCGCUCCCUGGGCACCGUGGAGCUCACCGAUAUCGCCACCGUCUCCACGGAGGUCGGCAAGGAAUACUGUAUCCUGGAGUUUGCUCAGGACCGCGAGCAGUUCCUGCCCCCCUGGGUCCUCUAUUUUAGUUGCACUACAGAACUGGASAGGUUCCUCUCGGCACUGAACACUGCAUGGAAAAACAUCUACCAGGUAGAUCUGCUGCACAAGGCCAUCCUGGAUGCGGCCGUGAAGAAGAAGUGCGAAGACGCCCAGAGCCUCAUUGACAGUGCCUGGCAGCGYAGCGACAGCCUGUGCCGCGGGCGGGCUGAGCGCGACCCGUGGUGCUAG
Messenger RNA from Nothoprocta perdicaria, 3037 nucleotides. RefSeq names its product pleckstrin homology and RUN domain containing M2 (gene PLEKHM2). The record is from RefSeq and is a predicted model, not a curated record. Gene Ontology annotation, molecular function: kinesin binding. The transcript is spliced from 20 exons. Gene Ontology annotation, cellular component: endosome membrane. Bases 2 to 3037 code for a protein of 1011 amino acids. Gene Ontology annotation, biological process: lysosome localization; regulation of protein localization; Golgi organization. NCBI's taxonomy places the organism in Eukaryota, Metazoa, Chordata, Aves, Tinamiformes, Tinamidae.